AUGAGUUCGGAAAUCACCGCAACGCCUCCAUCUGUUUCAUGGGCCCAGAGCAAAGCCCGUGUAUAUCUGACUUUUAAUGUUGAAUGUGAUAAACCGGAUAUUAUAUUUGAGAAGAGACUGGUAUCUUUUAAAGGCAUUUGUGCUCCUGAUCAAAAAUUAAAUCAAGUUGAAAUACCACUGUUUGCUGAAAUAGACCCUGAAAAAAGUACACAGGUUAACAAAGGCAGAUUUAUUGAAGUUGUUUUAGCAAAAUUGAAGACUGAUCAACCGUUUUGGCCUUCAUUAACAAGUGACAAAAAGAAACAUCAUUGGCUUAAAGUUGACUUUAAUAGAUGGCAAGAUGAAGAAGAAAGUGGGGAUGAUUUUGAUGAAAUGAAUGAUAUGUUUUCUAACAAAAUAGGUGAUUAUGACGACGAAUUUGAAAAGAAUGAGUCCAGCUCGGGUGAAGAAGAUCUUGCUGAUAUUGAAUAA
Messenger RNA from Parnassius mnemosyne (clouded apollo), 471 nucleotides. The record is from the annotation of a GenBank genome assembly. Lineage: Eukaryota; Metazoa; Arthropoda; Insecta; Lepidoptera; Papilionidae.